Messenger RNA from Suillus paluster, 1218 nucleotides. RefSeq names its product acid protease. Gene Ontology annotation, molecular function: aspartic-type endopeptidase activity. The coding region runs from base 1 to 1218 and encodes 405 amino acids. The transcript is spliced from 5 exons. Gene Ontology annotation, biological process: proteolysis. The record is from RefSeq and is a predicted model, not a curated record. NCBI's taxonomy places the organism in Eukaryota, Fungi, Basidiomycota, Agaricomycetes, Boletales, Suillaceae.
AUGUCCCAUUUAAAGUCUCUCCUGUCUAUUCUCCUCAUUUCCCUGUCCGCCGUGAAUGCAUCCCCCUUGCGCCGCGAUGCUAGCAUGGCAACCCUUAGAUUUGCCGCAAGGUUGAACGCAAGGGAGGAUGCUACUCUCAGUAUCGCUGAUGCCGACAGGGCUCGUGCCCAGGCAAUGGUGCACGCUGGCUCCAAGAGCAAACGUGCUGGCAGUUCCUCUGUCAGCAUAACUAAUGGUGUCGUGGAUUACGUUGCCCAAGUUGGUGUCGGCAGCCCCGCUACUCAAUACUCGCUUCUUGUUGAUACGGGCAGCUCCAACACUUGGAUAGGUGCGGCAACCCAAUACAAUCCCACUAGUACUAGUGUGGAUACCGGGGACACAGUCUACGUCUCUUAUGGUUCCGGCGAGUUCUCCGGAGAGGAAUACUUGGACACAGUGACGUUAAGCUCUGACUUAGUCAUUACCGGACAAUCUAUUGGGGUCGCGCAGAGUACAUCUGGCUUCAAUAACGUUGAUGGAAUUCUCGGUAUUGGACCGACUGACCUCACGCAGGGCAGCGUUUCGAGUGGUGGUUUAGUUCCCACUGUCACCGACAACCUCUUCAGCAAGGGUAUCAUUGGCACUGAGGCACUCGGGAUCUUCUUCCCUCCCAUCUCUGCUAACAGCGCUGGCGAGCUCACCUUUGGUGGCUACGACAGCUCAAAGACGACGAGCCCAGUGAAUUAUGUCCCUCUCACAACUACGUCACCCGCUAGCAGUUACUGGGGCAUUGAUCAAUCUAUUGCCUACGGUAGCUCCACCAUUUUGUCCGAGACUGCUGGUAUUGUUGACACUGGCACAACCCUCAUUCUCAUCGCCACUGACGCAUUCGACCAGUACAAGUCUGCCACUGGUGCUACGAUGGAUCAGACCACCGGUCUCUUGACGAUCACCUCUGAUCAGUAUGCUAAGCUGCAACCCCUGACCUUCAACAUUGGCGGGAGUCCCUACGAUCUCACCCCCGACGCCCAAAUCUGGCCCCGUUCCCUCAACACUGAGAUCGGCGGUAGCAGCAGCAGCAUCUACCUUAUCGUUACUGAUAUCGGUAGCGACUCUGGCAGUGGGCUCGACUUCAUCAACGGUUACUCAUUCCUCCAACGCUUCUACUCCGUAUUCGACACCACCGACCACCGAGUCGGCUUCGCGACCACUUCGUAUACCGAUGCGGUCAUUAACUAA